AUGCCUUUUUUUGAUGCAGAAAGAUUUGCUCGGCUUUUGGAACAAGAAGGUUUUUCUGCAGUACAAGCAAGAACAGUGAUUCAUGCCCUUGAUGACGUGGUGGAUGAAAGUACAUUUAAUGUAACGAAUGAUUUAGUCAGUAAGGCAGAUCAAGAAAGGACUAUCACUCGUUAUAAAGAAGAUUUUACAAAACUAAAGCAGGAAAUACAACAAAUGGAAAGACGUGAUGUGGAAGAAGUCAAGUCUGCCAAUGAACGCUUAAAGGCAGAAAUUGAAAAACUGAAAAAGACAUUGCGUGAAGAAUUAACUCGUAGCCAAGCUGGUGUGAGAUUAGAUUUGAAUCUAGAUAAAGGAAGAAUUCGAGAUGAAACAAUAGAGCAGCAUAAUCGGUUGCAACAAACUGACAGCAAAAUUGAAAGUGAAAUUCAGGCACUCAAAAGGCAAAUGGAAAGCAUUAAACUACAGAUUUUGCAAUAUAUGAUUGGCACAAUUACGGGUGCAGGCACACUCGUCCUGGGUAAACAAACAUGCCUAAAUCAAAACAGAAUCUAA
Messenger RNA from Gilbertella persicaria, 552 nucleotides. RefSeq lists its product as uncharacterized. NCBI's taxonomy places the organism in Eukaryota, Fungi, Mucoromycota, Mucoromycetes, Mucorales, Choanephoraceae. The transcript is spliced from 3 exons. The record is from RefSeq and is a predicted model, not a curated record. Gene Ontology annotation, cellular component: mitochondrion. The coding region runs from base 1 to 552 and encodes 183 amino acids.